AACUCAAACCAACCCUCAGGGAAGAAGUAAGCAAUCAGCUGCCCAGAGCUAAGCCUUCUCCCCCCUCAUACCAAACGCCUACCUUCUCUCAUUUUCCAUUUCCAUCACCGCUCUUUGUUUCCUCCUCUUCAAAAUUUUCCCAGGGGAGACGCCAAACACACACCAAGUUCAUAAUCAAAAUUAAUUAUGGAGACCAAGCAAGACACCGUGAGCCAAGAGUUCAUCUUCCGGUCGAAGCUCCCCGACAUCUACAUCCCAAACCAUCUCCCCCUCCACUCCUACUGCUUCGAGAACAUCUCCGAGUUCCAGGACCGUCCUUGCCUCAUCGAUGGCUCCACCGGGAGGAUCUACACCUACUCCGAGGUCGAGCUCACUUCCCGCCGAGUCGCCUCUGGCCUCAACAAACUCGGCAUCGAGCAGGGCCAAGUGAUCAUGCUUCUCCUCCAUAACUCACCCGAGUUCGUGCACGCCUUCCUCGGCGCGUCCUUCUGCGGGGCCAUGAGCACCACCGCCAACCCCUUCUGCACGCCCCCCGAGAUUGCCAAGCAGGCAGCCGCCUCCAAGGCCCGGCUCAUAAUUACCCAGGCGGAGUUCGCCCCGAAGGUCAAGGACUUUGCCGAGGAGAAUGGUGUCAAGGUCAUGUGCAUUGAUUCUGCCCCGGAGGGCUGCCUGCAUUUCUCUGAGCUGACCCAGGCGGAUGAGGCUGAGAUGCCCUCGGUGAAGAUCGACCCGAAUGACGUGGUGGCGCUCCCCUACUCUUCGGGCACCACAGGACUGCCCAAGGGGGUGAUGCUGACCCACAAGGGGCUUGUGACGAGCGUUGCGCAGCAAGUGGACGGAGAGAACCCGAACCUUUACUUCCGUAAGGAGGACGUGAUCCUGUGCGUCCUCCCCCUGUUCCACAUCUACUCCCUUAACUCGAUCAUGCUGUGCGGGCUCAGGGUCGGUGCGGCAAUCCUGAUCAUGCAGAAGUUUGAGAUCGUGAAGCUCAUGGAGCUGGUGCAGAGGUACAAGGUCACCAUCGCGCCGUUCGUUCCCCCGAUCGUGCUGGCGAUGUCAAAGUAUGCUGACAUGGACAAGUAUGACUUGUCGUCAAUAAGGACAGUCAUGUCAGGGGCUGCGCCAAUGGGAAAGGAGCUUGAGGAUUCUGUCAGGGCCAAACUUCCUAAUGCCAAGCUCGGGCAGGGAUAUGGCAUGACAGAGGCAGGGCCUGUUUUGGCGAUGUGCUUAGCCUUUGCGAAGGAACCAUUUGAGAUAAAAUCAGGGGCAUGCGGGACCGUAGUAAGGAACGCUGAGAUGAAGAUUGUGAACCCCGACACAGGCGCGUCGUUGCCCCGUAACCAACCUGGAGAGAUUUGUAUUCGAGGCAACCAAAUUAUGAAAGGUUAUCUAAAUGAUCCGGAGGCGACCGAGAGAACCAUAGACAAGGAUGGGUGGUUGCACACGGGGGAUAUAGGCUACAUUGAUGAUGAUGAUGAGCUCUUCAUCGUCGACCGAUUGAAGGAACUCAUCAAGUACAAGGGUUUCCAGGUUGCCCCCGCCGAGUUAGAAGCCAUGUUGAUUGCCCAUCCCAGCAUUUCUGAUGCCGCCGUCGUACCGAUGAAAGAUGAAGCUGCAGGGGAAGUUCCGGUGGCAUUCGUCAUCCGAUCCAAUGGAUCCAAAAUCACCGAGGACGAUAUAAAGCAAUACAUCUCCAAACAGGUCGUCUUCUACAAGAGAAUCAAUAGGGUUUUCUUCACGGAGGCAAUUCCAAAGGCUCCGUCAGGCAAAAUUUUGAGGAAGGACCUCAGAGCGAAAUUGGCAUCCGGUGUCUCCGCCUAAGUUUUCAUUUGAUCUACUCAAGUCUCACCGGCCUUUAUAAAUUUAAUCUUAAGGGCCAUCGUCUGCACCGAUUAAAGGGGUGCGACAGUCUAUAUAAUGUUAUCUCCCGAUGAAAAUGGUUCGUUCUUCUUUUAUUUCGAUUUUCUUUCUCUUCUACAUCUCGGUAAUGUACUCUUUGGUCCCACGACCUAAAUGAACCAAGGACUUUGAAAUGAUCUGGAGCUUUUUCCUUUGCUUUUUUUUAAUGGAUUUAUUUGUGUAUAGUGAAAUACAAUGAACCAUCUGAUCAAGAUGAUGUAUAACGUGUUUACAGUUUUAUUUAAUUUGAUCUGUCCAGAGUGCUAUACA
This is a messenger RNA of Punica granatum (pomegranate), 2169 nucleotides long. The record is from RefSeq and is a predicted model, not a curated record. NCBI's taxonomy places the organism in Eukaryota, Viridiplantae, Streptophyta, Magnoliopsida, Myrtales, Lythraceae.